Molecule: messenger RNA, 573 nt
Organism: Fusarium graminearum PH-1
Lineage: Eukaryota; Fungi; Ascomycota; Sordariomycetes; Hypocreales; Nectriaceae
Exons: 3
Coding region: 1-573 (190 amino acids)
Source: RefSeq, a predicted model, not a curated record
AUGGUCAAAAUACAGCUUCUUUACUCAUUGGCAGUUGCUGCCUCAGCUCUGGCCGCACCCUCAGGUAUCUUCAGCUCCCUCUUUUCAUCUCUCGAUAAGCGAGCUUGCACCAAUCCUUCAAACUUGCUCAAAAACGCUGGCUUCGAGUCAAAAUCCAUUAAACCAUGGGUCUAUGCUCCGUACUAUCCGAAGCUUACCAGUCAGAAGCUUGUGACCUCUGGCUACAAGAGCGGCCAGGCUCUCCAAAUCUCUGGUCUUGCUAAGACACAGAAUGACUAUGGCUUCAGCAGACUUGAACAGAACUUUACCAACUGCAAGUUCGGAAAGUACGAGCUUUCAUGGUCCAUGUACCUCCCCAAGGGUGCAGCUCAGGGCCUGGAUCCCCGUGUCCCUUCAAUGACUAUCUGGGUCUACGAUCGCGCGGGUGAUGGCCAAGUAGGAACACUCUCCUUUGGACCCAAUUCCUUCAACAGUUCACUAGGGUAUCCGGUGAAACAAGAGACGCACAAGGUGAAUCAGUGGGUUAACCUUUCGAUGAAACUGCCGUAUAACAUAAACGUUGGCAAAUACUAG